AUGGAUUCCGAGGACGACUUCAUGUCUGGAGCAUCAAGUGAAGAUGACGUUCUUAUGGAUGAGAGUGAGAACGAGGAGGAGUCUGAAGAUGGUAACGAGUUCGGUUUUGAAGAAUCAGCACCUGACAUCAGUUUCAAAGAUGAUAAUUCGCAGAAGAAGAAGGCGAAGUUCGACAUUAACUACAAGGUUCAUCAUCCCGAGGAUGUCCAAGGUCAGCAGGACGAACUUAUCAACGAAGUCAACAUGAUACUCGACAUUCGAAAAGAAGAUGCAGCUAUUCUCUUGAGGCAUUUCAGAUGGAACAAGGAACGUUUGAUUGAAGAUUACAUGGAUCGCCCGAAAAAAGUUCUUGAUGAUGCUGGUUUGGUGUCGAGUAAAUCUGGGCCACCCAAACUUGAGGUUAUACCGGAUUUUGUUUGCGAUAUCUGCUGUGAGGACGAACCCGGCUUACAAUCAUUUGCCAUGAAAUGUGGGCACAGAUACUGCGUCAACUGCUACAAUCAAUACUUGAUUCAAAAGAUCAAGGAGGAGGGGGAGGCAGCUCGUAUUCAGUGUCCACAUGAUGGAUGCCGAAGAAUUAUGGAUAGCCACUCUCUAGAUCUCCUUGUCGCUGCAGAUUUGAAAUCACGAUAUCACGAACUUCUUACCAGAACGUACGUUGAGGAUAAAGAGUUCUUGAAAUGGUGUCCCGCUCCAGAUUGUCAGAAUGCUAUCGAAUGCGGCAUCAAGAAGAAAGAUCUCGACAAGGUUGUCCCAACAGUCGUAUGUGAUUGCAAGCAUCGUUUCUGCUUUGGUUGUAUCUUAGCAGAUCAUCAGCCUGCACCUUGUACAUUGGUAAAGAAAUGGUUGAAGAAGUGCGCGGAUGAUUCAGAAACUGCCAACUGGAUUUCUGCCAACACAAAAGAAUGUCCAGAAUGUAAUUCUACUAUCGAGAAGAACGGAGGUUGCAACCAUAUGACAUGUCGGAAGUGCAAACACGAAUUUUGUUGGAUGUGCAUGGGACUAUGGUCGGAGCACGGCACAAGCUGGUACAAUUGCAAUAGAUUUGAAGAGAAGAGUGGCUCCGAAGCUAGAGAUGCUCAGGCCAACUCUCGAAAGUCCCUAGAACGUUAUUUGCAUUACUACAAUCGAUAUGCAAAUCAUGAACAGUCGGCAAAGUUGGACAAGGAUAUCUACCAUAAGACCGAGAAGAAGAUGAUUCAACUUCAAUCUGCGUCGGGAUUAUCUUGGAUCGAAGUUCAGUACCUUAACUCGGCUAGUCAAGCCUUGCAAACUUGCCGUCAAACUCUUAAAUGGACUUACGCAUUUGCCUUCUAUCUUCAGCGCAACAAUCUUACAGAGCUGUUCGAAAAUAACCAAAGAGAUCUCGAGAUGGCCGUUGAAAAUUUGUCAGAAAUGUUUGAAAAGCCGGUUCAGGAACUUGCAGUUCAGAAGUUGAAGGUUGAAAUUAUGGACAAGACAUCCUAUUGCAAUAAACGUCGGGUCAUCCUGCUUGCAGAUACGGCCGAAAAUCUUGCCAAUGUCUUUGGUCGCUUCUUCGCUGACUAUGACUCAGCCUUGGUAGAUGGCCAAGAAAUUUCAAAGACCAAGGAGCGAGAGCAAUAA
Molecule: messenger RNA, 1605 nt
Organism: Botrytis fragariae
Lineage: Eukaryota; Fungi; Ascomycota; Leotiomycetes; Helotiales; Sclerotiniaceae
Product: putative ibr domain-containing protein
Exons: 3
Coding region: 1-1605 (534 amino acids)
Biological process (GO): positive regulation of proteasomal ubiquitin-dependent protein catabolic process; ubiquitin-dependent protein catabolic process; protein polyubiquitination
Cellular component (GO): ubiquitin ligase complex; cytoplasm
Molecular function (GO): ubiquitin conjugating enzyme binding; zinc ion binding; ubiquitin protein ligase activity
Source: RefSeq, a predicted model, not a curated record